Malaya genurostris is the source of this 3106-nucleotide messenger RNA. It is a transcript of the gene twy, whose product is annotated as trichohyalin. The record is from RefSeq and is a predicted model, not a curated record. The transcript is spliced from 2 exons. Gene Ontology annotation, biological process: establishment of epithelial cell polarity; cilium assembly. Gene Ontology annotation, cellular component: ciliary basal body; centriole; ciliary transition fiber. NCBI's taxonomy places the organism in Eukaryota, Metazoa, Arthropoda, Insecta, Diptera, Culicidae. Bases 82 to 3075 code for a protein of 997 amino acids.
AGGAAGAUAAUUCUGAGAACAUUGUGGCUGGUUAAAUGAUUAUAAUUCAGGGUGCAUAAAGCCGAUUGUGAUAUUGAAACAAUGAAUUUUGAUCUCGAUGAUCCUUUGGAUGGCCUUCUUAGUGAUGGCAGUAACGACAGCUUGUUCGGCAAUGAGCUGACGAAAAAAACAAUGAUAGCGGAUACCAAGCAAACAAAAGUGGAAGAUUUAUUUGGUAUUAAAUCUGACGCUGCAAAACCGGUACCGGUGCCGAAAGCAGAAGUAUCGUCCGGACCUACGGUAUCUGUUGAUAAAGAUACUCCCGCUUCUUUGGAAUACGCAAAGCCGUCGAUGAACUCUGGUCAGCCGCCAAAUUCAGGCAGCUUUCAAACACGAAAAACUAGUACUCCAAUAAAAAAAACCGAGUCCAACCAGAAAAAGGAAAUUACUUUUGAUGAUAGUGACGUUCUUUCGGAUUUGGGAUUUGAUCCAAAGAAACCGAAAUCUAAAACGAAUAUACUAGAUGACCUACUGGGUGGACCCGUUAUAACUACAAGUAAAGAAAUCAUUGCCAAGCAAAAUAAGAGUAAACCCCCAUUGAUUGUUACGAAGGAUGAGAUUGUCGGGAGUAAAACUGUUUCCAGACAGUCUACCGAGACUUCAGAAAAUUUGCCCACUGAAAGCACAAUCAUGGGUAGUUAUGCACCUAGUGGUAGUAAUCAACGACGCAGUGCGCGUCGAAAAUCUUCCAGUGCUCUCAAUGAUCCAUUAGGCCUGUUUUCUAGUCCAAUAGUUGCGAAAAAAGAUUUGAAAACGAAUAAAAAAGGUGCUGAUUGGUUAGGAUUGAAUGAUGAUAGUAACUCAAACGAUCCCGAACCGGCAAAAGUACCCGAAGUAGAAAUCGAGAUCCCCAAACCAAAAGAAGAGACCAAACCAUCAAGUCCAAAGACUGAGAAACCACCUACGGCUACCGAAUCACAAAUACUGCGAACUACAAUUCCGACAAUAACACCAGUGGCGGUAUUUGAUGUUCUCAACCCGGAUAUUACUACUGCUGCUCAAACAAUAGAAUUCCUAAAUACUGAAACUCAGAAUGCUCUGAAUACUAUGCAGCAGCAAGAGGUUCAACUGACAAUAGCAAAUCAAAUGAAAAAUCAGGAGAAAGCACUUUUUGAAAUGCAGCAGAAACAAUACUCAAUAAUUCAACGCCAAGAAGCUCAAUUUAAUCAACUUUUGCAGAAGCAAAUCAUGCGUCAGAAUCAACUCGAAGAUGUUAUAUCCAAACAACAAGAGCGCAUUAACAAAAACAUCCAAAUAAUGAUAACCCAAACUCCGCUUGUUCCAACACUUCAAAUGGAUCAUGCUGGGUUUAUACGAGACGAAAAAUCGGAGCAACAUGCACAUAACGAAGAGGAAGAUGUUCUAAACAAAGUUGAGCUUCAGUCUAAUUUAAAACGUUUGGAGAUGGAGAAACUGCGAUUGGAAGAUCUUAUAUCCAAUAUAACUUCGAAUCACGAACAGGAAAUCAUAAUGUUGGAACAAAGUUAUAAAAAGCAAUUAGGAUUUCUUGACGAAAGUUUGAGAAUCAUGGAGGCUCGACUGAAAUUGGAGAACAAGAACAUGGAAGAUUUCUACAAGCAAAAAUUACAAAACUUAGAAGACGAAAAGCAACAAUUGAUAUCCGGGUAUGAAAAACAGUUCCAAGACAUGGAAUCAAACCAUAGAAGUUAUGUUGAUAAACUUAGAUCCAGCUACGAUGAGAGUUUGGAAAACUUGAAAUCCGAACAUCGAGCAAUGAUUAACAAUAUUCGAGAGUCAAAGAUGCUAGAGUUUUCAGUUCUGCAGGACGAUCGAUCCUACUUAACCACCCUGAAAAACGCUGCAAAUUUUCUAGAGAAUGCUUCCGGCGAUAUUCAACAACUGAGAGAUACCCUUCAGGAUCAACUGGAGUUUACUCAGAAAGAAAGGGAAAUUCAACUACAGACAAGAGUGAAGCAGCUGGACAGUCAACAACGACUGCUGGAACGAACAAAGGAAGCCGCAGAAGCAGAGAAACUUCGAUUGUUAAAUUUAGUAGAGAUGCUGGAAGAAAAGCUUACUGAUUUGUCGAAGACAUCUUCCGAAGAAAACUGGAACUACCAACAAAAAGUGGUCAAACUAGAAACCGAAAAGCAAGCAUUUGAGAAAGAAAAAGAUCACGUUCGAGAGCGAGCAUUGAGGGACGAGAAACGCAUUGAGGAACUCAAGCAGCUUCAACUGGAAGAACACGCCAGAAUGAUGCAAAAAAUUCAAGACGAAAAGCAACAACUGCUGGCAGAAAAAGCUAAACUCGAAACUUUGGGAAAAAUUCAUCGGCAAGAUCGAAGCGAUCUAUCACGGGCGGAGAUUGAUGCGGCUAUUAAGGUAGCAGAAAAUGCAUCCCAUGAAUCUGACAUGGAACGCGAAAGACUGCUUCAAUUGCAACGACAAUAUGAAACCAAACGGCGUGAACUGAUCAACCAGGAAAACCAACUGAGAGCGAAAAGCAACGAGCUGGAAAAUUCCAUUGGCAGAGCAAGAACAAGAGAAAUGGCCGCCGAAAGUGCCUUCAAAAAUGUCAAACGAGCCGAGCAAAACAUGCACCUGAAGUUACAACUUGUGCAGCGACAGUUUCGUGAGGUUUCCGAGCGAGAGGAUCGGCUUGCGAAGGAUAAAAUCGAACUGAGUAAGGAACGGUUAGAGCUUCAAUCGUUGAGAAAGCGGUUGCAGACUAACCGGUGCAGUCUAUGUAAGAUUAACGAAAAAUCGCAGGAAAUGGGUGACUACCUGACGACCGCUCACAAUUCAGAAUCGGUGGCCGAUGAUCGCAAACUCGAAGCUAAUUUUCUUGAGAUGCAGCACCGGGAACUCGGAAGGUUGGAUCAAUUUUUCGAUGGCGAUUUGGAGAGUCAAUUGCAAAGUUUCUUCGAAAGGAACCGGGUUGAUCAAAUUGAUGUUUCGGAUCUUGUGCCAAAUAGUAUCGAAAAUGAAGAUGGCACCGUUAAUGACGAAUUACUGCUGUUAAAGUUUGAUGCACUGAAAUCGCAAGUUUUUUUCGAAGGCGAAGGUACCAAGUGAUAGUAAGAUUUAAAAAAAAACUAGAUUCUGU